AUGCCCAGAGGACACCAGGGACGCAUGCGAAGGGCAAAGGCAUUCGCCAAGAAGCUGCUUAGAGAACUGAAGGGAGACGCACUGCCCCCACCUGCGGAGGUAAACAGCAGGGAACGAAAUGAGGCUCAAGACGGUGUGGUUCAAGUGCAAGUUGAACCACCGGUGGCAAGUGCAAAUGAAAAUGGUCCGGGUUCUGAGGACGAUGAGCCUACGCCAGCAUUGAAGAAAAGAAAGACAUACCGUCGAAGUGAGCGAUUCUCGACACGGAACAGGAAGAAAAGAGACAUCUGGACGGACGAAUUUGUGGGCAAACCAACUCUGGCAGAGUUGAACGAAGUGAUUACGGACGAGAACAAGGCAAUUCAAUUCCUGGCCAGCAAGGGAGUGAUCACAAUACCUACAGUGUGCGGUCGCUGCAACUGCCAAGUGACUCCAGACUGGAAGAGGCAUCAAUCUAGAUGCCAGAAAGCAAACUGCAUCUGGAGGGCUCCGGCAGAAUGCGAGAUAUGCCCGUGUAAACACGUGGAGACGGUGCCAGUCAGUACAGAGGACAACGGGAAGCAAUGCCAGAAUCAGGAAUGUGGCUGGACUUGGUCUCCGGGGAAGCCAUGGACAUGUUCUUUCUUCCGGAAGAGCUUUCUGAGUGACUGCCGACUGCCAAAGAACGAUCUGGUACUACUCCUGUACCUGUGGUUAACGAACGCUACACACUCGAUGGUGUGCUCCAUGCUCGGCUGGAACAGUGAUACGGCAACCAGGUGGCUUAAAUGGUGCAGAAAAAUGGCGCAGGAAAUAGUUGUGAGUCAACCGCAUCAAAACAACAUGAUUGGAGGCAACAACAUCAUCGUAGAGAUCGAUGAGUCAAAAUUCGCCAAGCGGAAGUACCACCGAGGAAGAAGAGUAAAAGGAAGUUGGGUUCUGGGAAUGGUGGAAAGAACGCAACAAAGAAGAAUGGUGCUCCUAGUGGUGGCCGACAGGACGAGAAAAACCCUGGAGCAUGCCAUCAUGACUUUUGUCCACCCAGGAUCAACUAUACAUACAGACAUGUGGAAGGGCUACUUGAGCCUCGAACGAUUGGGGUAUGACCACAAGACCCUCUGUCAUAAGUAUGAAUUUGUCUCCGCAGAGGGCACACACACCCAGACGAUUGAAGGAAACUGGACGCCUCUUAAACGGGCCAUCCCGGUUCAGUGCAGGAGUGGAGUGGAUCUGCAGGAGUACCUGUUUCAGUUCAUGUGGAGACGUAAGAACCAAGGACGAGAAUGGGAGGCUCUUUGGGAGGGCCUCAGCAGAGUACGAUUUACUGUCAACGAGCUGGAAAAAAUGGAGCAGGAGAGGGAGGAGCGAUGCGAGGACGACGACGAUGAAUAUUUGCCCAUGGACGACGCGGAAGAAGCAGAGAAGGCAGAAAAAGAAGCUGUGGAUGACAACGACUACGAGGACUUUGUUACGUCCUUCGGAGACAUGGACUUGACCCCUGUGGAAGAUGGUGGUACGAUGGUGACGACGGUGACUAACGAGUCUACGGAGGAGACGAACGAGAGGGACGAUGAAGACUUGGCAUAUGAAGUCAUCGGUGAAAUGCUGGCGGGAGGUGCAGUGGAUCGCUCUCUUUUUUAUCAUGACUUGCAAACAGCUAUUAUUUAG
Seminavis robusta is the source of this 1647-nucleotide messenger RNA. Lineage: Eukaryota; Bacillariophyta; Bacillariophyceae; Naviculales; Naviculaceae. The record is from the annotation of a GenBank genome assembly.